This is a messenger RNA of Xyrauchen texanus (razorback sucker), 2886 nucleotides long. RefSeq lists its product as uncharacterized. The transcript is spliced from 6 exons. Lineage: Eukaryota; Metazoa; Chordata; Actinopteri; Cypriniformes; Catostomidae. Bases 368 to 2035 code for a protein of 555 amino acids. The record is from RefSeq and is a predicted model, not a curated record.
CAGGACAGGACAGGACUGUAGGGCCGGACAGAGGAAAAUAUCCAAUACGCAGGACUUUACGUCACAACAGUGGGAGCAAUUCUCAGGAGGUCCUUGGGGUGUAAUGUGCUGGUAAAGCGGAGGUGCUGUCAAAGCGGAAGUGGUACUGAAACAAGAGCGAUUCUGAUUUAAGCAACAAAGCCGUGCUUGAGUAACAUACUCAUAUUCUGGAGCGUUCUAACUGAAGUUUCAGUUCAUAAGAGGGAUUUACUGGAGAAAACAUUAAUAGGAUUUAAACGAGGUAUUGGUGGUCUCGCCUGUGUGCUCACUCCUGUGACCUUUCCGUUGGAACAGGAAUCGCAAUAGAAGUUUGUGAGAACAUAAAGGAAUGGCCGCACUGGAAUUGCACUGUGGGCCGGAUCCUGGAGGUCGUGGGUGGGGUGGAGAGAGAGUUGACCUGCUGGACAGUUUUGACUCAGAGAUGCAAGAAUGGGAAGAUCAGCUUCAGGAAAUGCAGAGAAAGAUUGAGGAGUUGUAUAAUGAAGUCAAAGCACGAAGAGAGGCCAAUGAGACCAACACAAACGAUAUCACCAACAACAAAAGCCUGGACUUUACUACCUUGCUUCCUGUUAACCUUGCCAAUGGUUAUCCCUCUGGUUGCCCAAACAGCAACCUCCCAGUUCAUCAAUGCAAGGGAGUUGGUGGUGAUCCUUCGGUUAUUAGAAGCUUUGGGUUUCCUCAUCUCAGCAAUAACUGUAAUGGCUCCAACAAUUACAUGCUUAAUCCACUGAGCAAAUGCAGCCAAAAUCCAAACAGUUGUCAUAAUAUUGGUAACCAGGACGCCACACUAGAUAUCCUCAACGGAUACCUCCAACAGAGGCCACAAUUGGGAAACAGUCAAAGGAAUCUUGGAGCCCCAAAUACAGUAUUUCCUGUUUCACACAGUUAUCAGGACAGUAUGAAGACAAGCCCUGGGACAAACAGGACUGCCUCAGGCAUAGUUGUGGAAGAGUUGGAGGAGGAUAAGAACAAGAAAAAGAAAGCAAGUCUGGAUGAGUCUCAGGCUUGUCAUGUUAGCUGGAAAGACCAGAUUUUAUCAAACAACCUUCCCCCUAAAAAUUCAGCUUCCAAACAGCCAGUUAAACAGAGAAAUGCUUCACCUGUACCCCCUCGUUCACCCUUCCAUGAGUCAUCACAACAACCUGAUAGGAAGUGCCUCUUGAUCGACAGGAAGUGUGGCAGUCCAUCAGUGUUGCGUAAGUUUGGUGCCAUGUUGCAGGAGAACGAGGGGAAAACCCUGAUUGAAGAUGGUCUCAUGACCACUUUGAUCUCCACUGAACUGCCAAAGCACGCCAGCACUACCGUCUGCCAGAGCAAAUUCGAUGCCAGGCGGGUGUCCACACAAGUGCCCAUCCAGAAAUGCAUUGCAGACUGUGACAAACCAAUGGUGGAACUGGAGCCAGGCCAGGAUCCUUCGGCAGCUUUUCCCCCUCAACAUUUGCUCCAUAACGGAGAUAGACACAGUGAGAUGGUUGGCUCUGCUCCUGAGCAGUAUGGCUUGGCCUUCAACCUAAGCCCUUCGCAGUCUUACCUUAAAGCAGGGUACCACAAGAAGGGUCCUGGACAUAAAUCCCACAAAGCGGGCUUCCAGGGUGAGGACCUAUUCUCUGACUACCAGUUGGUGGAGCCGAUUGUGGGAGCAGGUUCUCAACACUAUGGCAAGGUACACACUGGGCUCUGUGUUGAUUUGAGAUGGCAAAAUGACAACCUGGACCAACUUCUAGAAAUGAUGGAGAUAGAGAACUAUAGAAGUCAGAGAGACACAUUCACCCAACAACUGGACACAAAGCAGGUCAUCCGUGAAUCAUCUCCUGUCCCCAUCAAAAGCAAUUUUUCACGUCCCUCUCGGCCAGCCAAUCAACGCCGUCCAUCCAGGUGGGCAAAGCAUACACUCCCUAGCACAAUACCCCCUACGUCCUGCCCACCAAGCCCCAGUCUGAAAGCCAAACAGUUUUUAAAUUCCUAUUCCCUGCACACGGAAACAGUCAUCAUGUGACCAGGAUAAAACAACCUUGAAUGGACACUUUAAAUGGACAUCUUGAAUCUUGUAUCUUUCACCCAAUGGACAGAUCUUUCAACUUUAACCUUUUACAGAUCAUGAACUGCUUUCUUUUGAAUGUAACAGCCAUCACCCCUUCAAUGCACCUUAAUGCAGUCCGUAACUUCAAAAGGAUACCUUUUUCUUAUAAGUCUGUGCUUUUUGAAGUGUUCUGGAAAGUAACUCCAGUGAACAUUCUGUGACCUGGUGACAUACCCAUCAUUGCCUUUCAGUCUCCUCACUUUUUUGUCAUUCUCAUUAAGUUUUGUAUGGUUUGAUUCAGUUUUUAAUUGUUUUUCUGAGUGCUUUCCAUACAUACAGGUCUUACAGUGCCAUGCAGGGCAUUGUUUUAAACCAUGCAAGCAUGUAUACAUAGUACAUAACAUGUUUUUAAACAUACAUGGCAACCUAAUGUAUUAUGCAUAAUCUAUAAAGGUGUGUGCAAAUAUUUUGAUGUCAAAUCGCCAUGAAGUCCAUUUCAGUACAGCGUUAGUGCUUCAUAAUAUUGAUGUGUUGAAGACAUUAUGGGCUCAUAAUGUUUUACAAGCCUUAUUUGACGGUGCCUGUGGUGGGCUGUAACUAUGCAGUGCAUGGCACCUUUUUUGCGGGAACAGGUCUGCAUUUUUGGCCUUGUAAAAUCGCCAAAUGAACAAAGCAGAUAAUCUGUGAAUAUGACUUGUAUUGAGUGUAUUGUAAUAAAGAAAUGCUUUUGGGAUGAUUAUUUAAUGUUGUGAUAUGACCCUUACAAAUGACGUGAUCCUUUUUUGUCUGGAGAAUAAACACUUGUGCUUUGACCAGUCAGUGAAACA